AUGUCUAAGAUUAAAGCAAAUUUUGUGCCAACAAAGUUAAAUUUGCCUUUGUUUUUGAUUUCGAGAAAUAGAAUCAAAAGUGAACAAUUGGAUAAUGCGAAGGGCUUAAUAAGGAGAGGAGGCCUAGCUCAAGCAAAAAAUUGUAAGAACGAAAAUGAUAUUGAAAAAGAAACAGUGGUCCAGCGUAAAUUUCGCAAUAUGGUGGGCGAUUAUAAAGAGGAUAAAAAGAAAUGUAUAGAUAAGACGCACUUUAAUAGCAGUGCAGGUCAUUCGUUUAGAGAAGCGGCAGAUCAUUUACCACCAAAUCGCUACGAUGCUAGUGAGAAACCAUUUUCACGUAAAACCGGUUCGAAUGGCGCUUAUAUCAGCAAAAUUGGGCGAAAACCUCUUCAAGCGCCUACUGGCAUUAGCCCAAAGUGUAGCCCUAUGGUUUCUUUCAAGGAUAGAUUGUAUAAUUAUUCUAAUAAUUAUAAAGGACUUUUUCUCAAAAAUUCACCAAUUUCAAGCAGCCGCACUAUGGUAUCGAGUUUAGUUACAUGUCGAAAAUAUCCAAAUGAACCCGGCCCAAGUGACUACGUAGUGAUAAGAGAUAAAAAGAUAAUAUCUAAACCGAGAGUGAAAGCUAAUCCACAUUGUUUUCAUCGAAAUUCUGUUGUACCGAUCAUCCAAAAUGUGAUACAUAAGCGUCACACGUCAUUUGCCCCUGGACCGGGACGAUAUGAAGCACGCUACUGGAAAAUCUGCCCUUGUCCUUCUCACAAAAUAUACAAACCGAACUUGUAUCUGUUGGUAGAUCGUGAAGGGCGUCACAAAUUACGUUGGGAGCAGUAUCAUAAAAUAAAUAUUAAAAAAUAUUGUUGCCCCGAUUGGGCGCAUGUAAUUGGGAGCGGCUACGCAAGGUUAUUUAGAAGAAUAUUUAAGCGUUCGCAAGGUGAGCAAAUUACCAAAACGAGUACACGGCGAACACCUCAAAUUACUAAAUGGGCGAUUGCAUUACAUUCUAUUCCGGCUCGAGUGAAAACACAUCGGGAAUUACCGGAAAAACCGAAAAAGAUUAUGUAUAACACAACGACGGAGAUCAUAGUGCGGAGGCACUUGCGUUUAAAUAAAGUCGCUUUUGGUAGCGGCGUUCUUAAUCGUUUUUCUAUUGACAGGCGUUCGAGAAAAUCCACUGUAAGCGGCUUCGUCCCGAAAAGCCCCGUACACAAAACCAAAUUGCGCAAAAAGAUCAACUUUCCAAUCUUGGACAAACCGUUUUCUGCGAUCGGAUCGAAAUACAAAGAGGUGCCAACUCGUUACGCGGCAUCUUUUCGGGUAUUUUCGACAAAACAUGAAUUUAAGUUUCAACCUUUACCUGCACCUAAAUUGCUCUUGUCCGAUGAAGAGGCAACAUUUACACGGAAAUAUCCAAAUCUUUACAAUAACCCACUGGAUCCUCUAAAAUAUAUUGACAAUUCUGAUCAAGUGACAAAAACGAAAGCUGCCGAAAUACGCCACUUUGCUGCAGAAAUGCAAUUUUUCGGAACGGACAAGACAAUAACAGAAAAUGCUGAUGACACUAAUGAUACAGCAAAAGCAACACAGCGUAAUUACGCUAACAAUGACAAUGAUGAUGGCAAUGAUGAUGGCAAUGAUGAUGAUGAUGAUGAUGACGAUGAUCCUGCUAUUCAUAAUUGUCAUUAUGACGAUGACUACGGCGAUGAUGACGGUGGUCAUUUGAUGCUUUGUGUAUCUGUUUUACGAUAA
Glossina fuscipes is the source of this 1746-nucleotide messenger RNA. RefSeq lists its product as uncharacterized. Lineage: Eukaryota; Metazoa; Arthropoda; Insecta; Diptera; Glossinidae. The coding region runs from base 1 to 1746 and encodes 581 amino acids. The transcript is spliced from 6 exons. The record is from RefSeq and is a predicted model, not a curated record.